Verticillium alfalfae VaMs.102 is the source of this 2301-nucleotide messenger RNA. RefSeq lists its product as hypothetical. Gene Ontology annotation, cellular component: centrosome; cytoplasm. NCBI's taxonomy places the organism in Eukaryota, Fungi, Ascomycota, Sordariomycetes, Glomerellales, Plectosphaerellaceae. Gene Ontology annotation, biological process: cytoskeleton-dependent intracellular transport; cytoplasmic microtubule organization. The transcript has 2 exons. The record is from RefSeq and is a predicted model, not a curated record. Bases 1 to 2301 code for a protein of 766 amino acids. Gene Ontology annotation, molecular function: microtubule binding; dynein light intermediate chain binding.
AUGACGUUCACAAAGGGCGCGCAGGACGCGCUCCUGCAAUGGGCCAACACCUUUGCCCUCGACAAGAAGGCCAGGACAAUGGACGACUUCCAUGAUGGCAUCCUCCUCUCCCAGAUCCUUGCCGACCUCGACACCAGCUAUGACCCCUCCGAAAUCCAGACCGAAGACAAGCGGUGGCUCGCCAACAAGAAGAACCUCCAGAGCGUCUACAAAGGCCUUGCCCGCCUGAUCCACCGCGAGUGUCCCGGCCUCGGCCGCCAGGCCAGGAUCGCCGACUUUCGCGCCAUCGCCUCGAGCCCCGAUGCCCAGGGCAUCUGCAAGGUAGGCCACGACCACCCCGUGUGCUCGACGAAACCCACCCAGCGCGUGCUAACCACAGUGUCCCUGCAGCUCCUGGCGCUCCUGUUCGCCGUCGCCAUGCUCGGCAGCAACAACGAGCGCUACGUGACCCGCAUCACGCGCGACAUCACCGACGGCGCCGCCCUGUCGCAGCUGCAGCGCAUCACGGUCGAGAUGAAGACGGACAUGGAGGAGGCGCUCGCCGCCGCCGGCACCGACGACGCCCACGACGUGGCCGUCGGAGGCGCGGGACCCGGACCCUCGCUCCUCGAGGAGGAGAACGCCGGCCUCAUGGCCCAGCUCGACAAGAAGCAGAAGAACCUUGCCGACAUGGAGACGCGCCUCGCCCACCUGCAGGAGAGCUACGACGACCUCAAGGACGAGGCCGCCCGUGUCACGAGCGAGCUCGAGGACGUGCGCAGCAUGCACAGCGGCGCCGGCGACCAGGUCAUCCGGAACCUCGAGAUGAAGAUUCGCGAGCAGGACGAGCUCAUCGCCACGCAGGAGGGCCAGCUCGAGGACGUGCGCGUCGCCAAGGAGCGCCUGCAGACCGAGAUGGCCGCCCUCAAGACGAGGGCCGCCCGCGCCGACGUCCUCGAGGACGAGGUCAACGAGCUGCGCUACCGCGCCGAGGAGCUCGGCCGCAAGGCCAACAUGGUCGAGCGGUACAAGCAGAAGCUCGAGGCGAGCAGCAAGAUGCAGAGCGAGCUCGACAACUUGCGCUACGAAAAGGAGGAGAUGCAGCGCGACCUGCUCGAGUACGAAAAGGUCCUGAAGAGGAACCGCGCCCUCGAGCUGACAAACGACAAGUACGCCGAGAAGAUGCAGGAUUACGAGGUCCAGCUUAUCGAGCUGGACGGCAAGCGGAAGGAGGAGUACAACGAGAUGAUCGCGCUCAGGGAACACCUCGACAUGGGCUCGAGAUCAGAACAGUCACGCUUGCGCAAGGAGCUCGAUGAAGAACCUGCGCAGCGCAACCGGCUGCAGAAGAACUUCAACGAUAUUCACGAGAAGCACACCGUGGCGGAAGCACAGGUCCAGUCACUGCUGCGCGACAUGACGGACGAAAAGUAUGUCGAGAAGAUGGAUGUCCUGUUCCCCGCCGGUGGCAACGUGGCAAUGCUAACGCAGGAGUUCUUCACCGCCAGGGCCUACAACGAACUCGUCGCACAGCAGAAGAAGUCGGAAUUGGAGCUCAAGCAACACAUGGAGCUGGCGACAGAACUACGAAACCGCAUCGCGGACCGCGACCGCGAACUGUUGAGUGCGAAGACUGACCUUUCAGCCGUCGAGAAGGAUAGUAUUGAAGCGCUCGAAGAGCUCAAGGCAACCGACAAGCUCAUCUCCGGCUCGCUGCAGGAGGAGCUCGAGGCGCUGCGAACCGACCACAAGAACGCCGCCACGGACGUGCAGGAGGCGCAAAAGGCACUGACCAAAGCCCUCCUCGAGAAGGACGAGCUUCGAAAGGACCUCGAUACCGUCAAGGAGCAGGGCGCUGGCCAAGACUCGUCCAAAUAUCUGGAGAAGAUCCAACAGCUGCGUGACCGGCUCAAGGAGCGCAACGAGGUGAGUGGCCCUCUUUCAGUCCAGUCGAGAUAUACGCGAGACCACAUCGUCAUCUUCCCCGACAACAACACGCGCCUCCCCGGACAGCCCACAAGGCCGCCUGCGUGCAAACAGGCCCGUAGUAGCAUCUUACCAGCCCGUCCUUCCGCUGCCCUUGUCAGGGACAGCCAUCCGCUGGCGCGAGAACCAGCCUUCAAAAUGACUGCCCCCAAGCUCUCCCUUUCGUCCGUACACUCCCCAACAUGCAUCGGAACGGCAGAAUCAGGCAUACCUGCCCCCGUUCAAGGCUCGAACCCGAUACUCCCGGAACCCAAGGAACGGCCCACGUCUUGGUGGUCCGUCCACAGCAGCGUCCCUCAAGAGAAGCGCAGCUCUUGGGGGGCACUGUUCUGGUAG